UGGUCCUGCAUAAGCCCUCUGCCACAGGGCAGCAAAAGCCAACGUGACCUUGCUGGAAAGCAUUGCACCUUGGGACUGAUCAACUGCCGUGGAGGGGUUGGUCCCUUCGCCCUGCAGACACAAUGCCUCUGACCAGCGUCUCUCUGUAUGCAGCAGAUGAUUUGAAAGAUGAAGAAGCGCAAUGUGGUGGUUGGAGUCCUGAUUUUGCUUCUGCUGGGCCUGUCCCUUUUCUUGGGGCUGUUCUUUGGGCUGCGCUCUGCACAAGAUGGAUAUCUUUAUAAGAGGGCAGCUGUGGCCACAGAUGCUGGGCAGUGCUCGAUAAUUGGAAGGGAUAUCCUUCAGCAAGGAGGAUCUGCAGUGGAUGCUGCCAUUGCAGCUCUGCUCUGUGUAGGCCUUAUGAAUGCUCACAGCAUGGGAAUUGGAGGGGGUGUCUUCCUCACAAUCUACAAUGCUACAGGGAAAGUCGAAAUCAUUAAUGCAAGAGAAGCGGCUCCAAAACGUGCAUCCCAGGGCAUGUUUGGGAACAAUACGGAGCUCUCCCUUAAAGGAGGAUUGUCCAUUGCAGUCCCAGGAGAAAUCCGAGGCUAUGAAAUGGCUCAUAAACGUCAUGGCAGGUUAGCAUGGAAAAGCCUGUUUCUGCCCAGCAUCAAGUUGGCAAGAGAAGGGUUCCCCAUUGGGAAAGGCCUUGCAGGAGCCAUCAAAUCAAGGAAAGAGAAGAUUGAAAGCAACCCUUCACUGUGUGAAGUGUUCUGCAGAGAAGGAAAAAUCCUACAGGAGGGGGAAGUCAUCAGGAUGCCCAAGCUAGCAAUCACUUAUGAGACUUUAGCCAAUGAGGGACCCAAUGCCUUUUACACGGGAAGCCUGGCACAGCAAAUUGUCACUGACAUCAAAAAUGCAGGGGGCAUCAUUACAGUGGAAGACCUGAGGGAUUAUCGUGCCAUCCUAACUGAAAAUCCUACGCAGAUCCAAAUUGGGGAGUUCAAGCUGUACACUCCCAGUGCUCCAUUGAGCGGUCCAGUGCUAGCUCUCAUCCUAAACAUUCUGGAAGGAUUUAACUUUUCUGGUGACAGUGUCAAAACCGUGGAGAAAAAGGGUCUGACUUACCAUCGCAUUGUGGAGGCCUUUCGCUUUGCAUAUGCCAAGAGGACUUUACUGGGGGACCCAGAAUUUGUCAAAAUCAAGGAGGUGAUCAGCAACAUGACGUCUGAAUUCUUUGCAGAUAAUCUACGGAGGAAAAUCUCUGACAACAUGACCCAUACAGUUGACUACUAUGAGCCAGAGUACUACACUCCAGAUAAUGCCGGUACAUCUCACCUCUCCAUUGUGGCCGAUGAUGGCAGUGCUGUGUCCGCCACCAGCACCAUCAACCAAUACUUUGGCUCAGAAGUCCGAUCCAAUGUGAGUGGAAUCAUAUUUAAUGAUGAGAUGGACGACUUCAGCUCACCUUUCAUUGUUAAUGGAUUUGGAGUUCCUCCCUCUACUGCAAACUUCAUUGAACCAGGUAAACGUCCCCUGUCUUCCAUGUGCCCAUCAAUACUACUGGAUAAAACAAAUAAAGUGAAGAUGGUGGUUGGUGCUUCUGGAGGGACAAAAAUAACUACAGCAACAGCACUGGCAAUCAUCAAUGCCCUCUGGUUUGGUUACGACGUUAAGAAGGCCGUGGAAGAGCCGCGAGUUCAUGACCAGCUAUUUCCCAACGUCACUGAACUGGAAGAACAAGUGGAAGAGGGCAUUGAGAUGGAACUAAGGAACAGGAAACAUGAUAUCAAGCGAGGUAACACCGGGGCUGUCGUCCAAGCAAUUCUGAGGACUGGUGACGGUUGGGCUGCUGCAUCAGAUUCCCGGAAAGGUGGUUUCCCUGCCGGCUACUGACCUGGCUUGAGUUUGCUCUGGGAACCUGCUUCUUCAUCAGUCUACUGAUUAAACCCAGGAGGAGGAAUGGGUAGAUAUAGUUGAACGCUGCAACUCAGGGACUCGUACAAGAAAGAGGAGGAACUUGCCUAUGGUUCUCUUACUGGAUCCUAGCUUGGUGGCCUCCUUGCCCAUUACUGAAGUGCCUUUCGGCCGACCACGGCACUUGAGGGGAAUGCCUUUGUGCCAGAAGAUAUAGCAUCUGCCUAAAAGGAGUCUGAUCUUUCUUCCUUACCCCAACUUCCUUUCAUACCCACUGAGCAGACCCUUCCUGCGCAGAACAUUUGUAGGUCUGACUCCUUACAGCUGUAGACGGCAUUCGUUCGUCUUUCACCUUUACCCAGCCUUUCCUCUAGCAGCAAUGAAGCUCCUAGCAGAAAACCAUAAUGGAGUUUGAAUGGGACUCUAGGUGUUGGCCGCCUGAUGAAGACAUCUGGCUGAAGGGCAGGGGGAGGAGUUCAAGAAGUGUAGUGUGGUAACCCUUCUCCACAAAGAUCACCGCUGUUUGUUUUAAUAGAGUAUCUCUUUGGUUCUCAUUGCCAGAGCUUGUUCUUCAGGCUGAGUGGGUAGCUGAGGUGGUUUUUCAUGUCUUGUUUGUUUUUAUAUUUCUGUUCAAAGAGUUUUAAAGGGAAGAAAGCAGCUACCUGAGUAAUUAUUUUUCAGCAUACAUAAAAUAAAGGCCUACGGAGUCUCA
Molecule: messenger RNA, 2605 nt
Organism: Alligator mississippiensis (American alligator)
Lineage: Eukaryota; Metazoa; Chordata; Crocodylia; Alligatoridae
Gene: GGT1
Product: gamma-glutamyltransferase 1
Exons: 13
Coding region: 169-1872 (567 amino acids)
Biological process (GO): regulation of inflammatory response; peptide modification; regulation of immune system process
Cellular component (GO): plasma membrane
Molecular function (GO): glutathione gamma-glutamate hydrolase
Source: RefSeq, a predicted model, not a curated record